AUGUUCAAAUGCAUGCCGCCCAUAUUCCGCGGCUCCAACCGACGUGUGGAGCGCGUAGAUCGGAGUCACAGUAAUCUCGUGGCGGUACCUGAGGAAAUCGGUCGCUACAGAAGUCUUGAGCAGCUAGCUCUCAACUCGAAUCACAUCAAGGAGUUGCCUAAGCACCUAUUCCGUCUACAAAAGCUACGUGUUUUCACGGCCUCUGACAAUGAGAUCCAGGAAAUACCGCAGGAUAUCGGUGCCUGGCAGCUCCUGCAGGAACUGGACCUUUCGAAAAACGAUAUCAGCGACAUCCCCGAAGGACUCCGUCAUCUGCGCAAUCUCCAACUGCUAGAUCUGAGUCAGAACUGUCUCUAUCGAACGCCGGAUUUCCUCGUAGAUCUGAAGAAUUUAAACGCCCUAUACCUCAAUGAUGUAGCUCUGGCAGCUCUGCCCGUGGCUUUCGGUAUGUUGUCGUCAUUGACCAUCCUGGAGCUGAGGGACAACUCUUUGAAGAACCUACCAGACUCUUUCGGUCAGUUGAAACACCUAGAGAGACUCGAUCUCGGCAGCAACGAAAUUGAGGAGUUGUCGCCGGUGAUUGGGCGCUUGGAAUCUCUAGAAGAGCUCUGGCUGGAUUGCAACCCAUUGAGCCGUUUACCGGGGGAUAUCGGAAAACUCUCCCGUCUCAAAUGUCUCGAUGUGAGCGAAAGCCGUCUCGAAGCCCUGCCCAACGAGAUCUGUCAGCUCAGCUCGCUGUCGGAUCUCUUGCUCUCACAGAACCUCCUGACCAAGUUACCGAAAGACAUAGGAAAGCUCCGGACGCUGACAAUAUUGAAGGUAGACCAGAACCACAUUUCCCACAUACCGGAUUCGUUGGGCUAUUGCGAAAGCCUCCAGGAACUCAUCCUGACAGAUAACGAAUUGACCCAAGUUCCUCCGGAUAUCGGCAAUUUGACAAAGCUGACGAACCUGAAUAUCGACCGCAACCUUCUACAACGGCUUCCUCCCGACAUUGGAAAAUUAGAGAAAUUGACCAUGUUGUCUCUGCGGGAGAACCGUCUCAGUGAACUUCCGCUCGAGAUCGGAAACCUCUCGUCCCUGCACGUCAUGGACAUUUCUGGGAACCGUUUGAAGAACCUGCCCAUCUCAAUGGCCUCCCUCCGCCUCAAGGCUCUGUGGCUCGCCGAGAACCAAAGUCAACCUUUGCUUAAAUUCCAGCAAGACGUCGAUGAAGAAACUGGGGAAAAGGUGUUGACGUGUUUCUUGCUGCCGCAACAGGACUACAACGUAGACGAUGGCCCGUUAGAUCCCUCCGUUAUUACCAACAAUAAUCUCAAGAGUCCUACAGACGACCAGCCGCAGAGAGAGAGCCAAGUCAAGUUCUUCGACUCGAACCCGGAAUCGACUAAAACGACGCAGUUCGUUCGUCACGACCCCCAUCCCAAGGAGCUCCGGGCUCGUCACCAAAAGUACAUUAGUAAAGUCCGCGAGGGAAACACCGCUUCACUCGAGAGUAAUGAGGACGAUAUCCACCAUGACAACAAUAACAGCGACAAUGAAAGUUUCAAAGAUGCUCAAACUACUUUUGAUCACCAGCGACACGAGAAAGAUGAAUCAGAGAGCGAAUCCGCUGACGAAAGGCCUCAAAGGAGGCAUGUGGGCUUCACUGGAGAUGUAGAUUCGUCGCCCGAGGAGAACCCGGACAAGGACGCGUUGAAACUGCACAGGAGGGACACACCUCAUCAUUUGAAAAACAAGCGCGUCUCCCAGCAAAGUAAGGGACAGACGACACCUAAGGACGCCGAUCUCAAAGACAAGGUGGCUUCGAUCCUGGCGAGAGAGCAGGCCGCUCAACAAAACGAGUCCAGGGAUCGACACACACCCGAAUCUAAUCACCACACACCACUAAGCGGGGACGGUGGUUUUGCCUUCCAAAACGCUGCUUUCAACGAUUCCCUAGGAGCUGGAGUGGAAAUGCACGAGCUGAGGGUGCGAAGAAGUUCCCAAGGUCUCGGGCUGAGCAUCGCUGGUGGAAGGAACUCCACGCCUUUCCGAGGAGACGAUGAAGGCAUCUUCAUAUCAAAGGUCACCCCGGGCGGACCUGCGGAACUGGCUGGCUUGCGAGUUGGCGACAAAGUUCUUAUGGUCAAUGAGAAUUCACUCGUCGACGUGGACCACAAUGAAGCGGUGGACAUCCUGAAAAGAGCCGGUGCAGUGUUGAAUCUUCGGAUAGAACGCUCUCCCGGCUUGACGGAGUGGCGAUCUGAAACGACUUCGGUCAUGGAGGAGACUUUCGAAAGCGUGGUCAGUGUUACUUCCACUCAACAGACGAAGCAGAACGUCGCGUUGCUGAUGGAUCGUGGCGAGGACCGUCAUGAUAGAUCUGAGGACAGACACCAUCUCGAACGGCACACGAUGAGAGAAUACACGCGGUCGCCGCUUCUCAACCGCACGUUCUCAGAAUCGACGCCCGAAGCACCAGCGCAAGAGUGGAAGAGCGCCGAGCAACGCCUAAAUCUCACCCAAGAAAUCACAUCGCCGAAACCCACCGCUUACGAAAUUAAUGUGCAACAUCAGAAAACCGACAGACCCGGAGGCCAGGAAAGACCGGUCGCAGCACCCAGAACCCGUAGCGAGCCAUCGACGCCCGUUCUCGGCGUCGGACGGGACACGCCAACGAUGGAGAAGAGUGACAUCAUUUUCACUACGCUAAUCAGAGAUCGGAACAGUCUUGGUUUCGACGUCGAGGAACAACCGAUGCGAGGAUACAUCGUCUCCUCAAUCGUGAAAGGAGGUUCCGCGUGGCGGGACGGGAAACUGCGCGAGGGCGAUCGCAUCGUGUCCAUCAACGGUAUCGACGUGGAUGGACUCGAUCUGGAAGCGGUGCGACGUCGCUUGACAGGACUCGAUCGCUUUGUGAGAGUUGUCGUUGAACGCCUCGAGCCCGUCGAUCCAAACUCCUCGGUAAACACGUCUGGAGUGUACAGCGCUAGCUCUUACAUGGCGAAUCGUCCGUCCUAUAUGGGUUCGUACCGCAAAAGAGCACCCCUUUUGACACAAAGCUCUCUCGGGAACUCGUCAGUGCUUAACACAUCAUUCGGAGGGUCAAGCACGGCUUCCCUGCCCAAACUGCCGGGACUGAGAAAUUGGCAGACGGAAAGCUCGAUAUCCACCACCCCAGGAGCCCUCUCCCCAACGAAGGCGCUCGUAAUGAACAACGGGAAGCCUCCUAUAGCACCGAAGCCCAACAUCUCAGUAUCAGUUGGUCACAAAUCCAAGGAGCUCUCCACCGAAUUCCCAGCACCCCCUCGAACCCUUGGAAAAACUACGGAGGUUAUUACCCAUACGACUCUAACCGAAACAACGAUGACCCGAACGACCAAUAAUGUGCCCGCCGAGCUCGCCAUUGAGAAUGGAACUAGCGAAGACGUCACCCUGACGAAGGAAAACCCAACCCAGAGUCUGGGUCUGAGCAUAGUCGGAGGCUGCGACCAUUUCUGCCAUCCGUUCGGGACCGGUGAAGGCGGAGUGUACAUCUCGAAGAUAGUUCCAUCGUCAUUGGCGGCGCAGUGCGGUCGUUUGCGAGUUGGCGAUCGUCUUGAGAAAGUCAACGGAGUGUCUGUCGAUGACUUAUCUCACCAGGAAGUGGUGCAAUUGAUGGUGCAAUCAGGUCCAAAUCUCGUCCUCAACGUAUACCACGAGACCCUACCUAAGGGUUGGCAAGAGAUAACCCUUAAUCGGAAACCCGGUGAGAAACUCGGGAUGAACAUCAAAGGUGGGACGGGAGUCAGCGGGAGCUGCGGCAAUCCGUUUGAUCCUCAAGACGAAAGUGUCUUCGUGUCGAAAGUGUCCACCGAAGGCGCCGUUCACCGGGAUAAUCGCAUCAAAGUCGGAAUGCGCAUAGUCGAAGUCAAUGGACAAUCAUUGCUUGGUACUUCACAUGAAGAAGCCGUCUCAACCAUAAAGUCAGCCGGCAGCACCAUCACGUUUGUCGUAUGCGAUGGUUACAAUAAUUUCCCGGGUGCCGCUCUCCAAUGUCAGGAUAUCUCUAAUGAUGUGUUAGUGACCCCAUCCGGCGGCGAGCAGGUACAGCAUAAAGUCAUGGAGGUCCUCAAGGCAGCUGGUCGACUAGUCGAUACGAACGCUAGCGAAGACACAGACAAGCCGUUGGACAGAAGUACAGACAGUGUGCUGAGCUCGAAGACGACCACCGUUUUCAUGAGUAGGAAAAGUGUCGUGAAGCCCGACGAAGCUCCCCGAGACGCGGCAAACGAUGCCAGCCCUGAGGAACCCCAAGCCGAGCACGCGGAGCAUGUCCACCUUAGUAGUUCCUCAUCUGGGUCGGAGUCCGACUCGGAUGUCGACUCUUGUUCCGAGUCUUCCGAGAGCGAGGAAAGCGACGACGAGUCACAGGACAGCAUAAAUUCUCAGAUUAGGGCCCGGACUCCUAGCCAAAAUUCCACGCAGAUCUCUCAUCUUUCCCUCCGCUGCGUCUCGAGCGGACCCCAGACGAGAGUGGAACGCGAGCGAUUGGUGAGUGAAAACGUCUCGCGGCAUGAAACGCAGGAACUCGCACAAGACGGAACGAGUCCCACAUUUCGAACCGUGGAAAUCGUCGAACGGGUCCUCGAGAAAGAGAUUGAAACCACACAGGAGAAGGUGUUUUCUUUCCAAGUCGAUUCGAGUACAGACGGAGAGACGGAAUCCGCUCCCCCGAAAUUCAACAAAGAUAUCACGCUGGUGAAGCGAAGAAAGAGGAAGAGAUCUCGCAAGCAUCGUCGCCAGGUGUGA
Messenger RNA from Galendromus occidentalis (western predatory mite), 4773 nucleotides. RefSeq names its product protein scribble homolog. The record is from RefSeq and is a predicted model, not a curated record. Gene Ontology annotation, molecular function: protein kinase binding. Lineage: Eukaryota; Metazoa; Arthropoda; Arachnida; Mesostigmata; Phytoseiidae. Gene Ontology annotation, cellular component: postsynaptic density; postsynaptic membrane; basolateral plasma membrane. Gene Ontology annotation, biological process: neurotransmitter receptor transport, endosome to postsynaptic membrane; receptor clustering; establishment or maintenance of epithelial cell apical/basal polarity.